Penicillium cataractarum is the source of this 1770-nucleotide messenger RNA. RefSeq names its product glutamate--cysteine ligase. Gene Ontology annotation, biological process: glutathione biosynthetic process. Gene Ontology annotation, molecular function: glutamate-cysteine ligase activity. Lineage: Eukaryota; Fungi; Ascomycota; Eurotiomycetes; Eurotiales; Aspergillaceae. The record is from RefSeq and is a predicted model, not a curated record. Bases 1 to 1770 code for a protein of 589 amino acids. The transcript has 7 exons.
AUGGGUCGAGCAAUUGAUGGUUCAGCAUUGAGCUGGGCCGAAGCCGAAGAGGCUGCACCUGUAAUCCGCAAAUGGGCCACAGAGCAACUCCUCCGUCUCUGGCAUGAACAGAAGAAUCGAAACGAUCCGGCCCCAUUGUGGGGUGAUGAAAUCGAAUAUGCAUUGGUCGACUUUGAUCACGAUAAUUCGCGGGCCACAUUGCUGCUGGAGCAAGAGAGAGUAAUUCGGCAAUGGGAAGAAAGACGGUGUUGCUCAAGCGAUGAGGCUACGUUACAAUGGGAGUGGGCAACUUAUGUUGUUGAAACCACCCCUGCAGCUCCGUACAAUGGCAUGGUAGCGGAUCUGUUGAAAGUUGAAGCUAAUAUGCGUCAAAGGAGACAUUUAAUCAACCGAUUCCUCUUGCCUCAUCAGCAAGCCAUGUCUCUCUGUGUUUUUCCUCGAGUAGGAGUAGAAGAGACAUGGACCACUCCCAGUCCACCUAAUCGGCUUGUUUGUCCUUUGCCCCGGUAUCAAUUGCUGGCAAAUAACGUUCAGAAUCGCCCUCAAGGUCGGAUGAGGACGUAUUUUCCAAUCGCUCGGGAUGACUUGACGUCGAAUCCGUUCCGUGAUGACCCACCAACGGGGAAAGGGAUCCCUGGGCAUCUUUGCUUGGAUGAGCUAGAGAUCGGUACCGGGUGCUGCAGCAUUCAAACAACCUUUCAAGCAGCAAACGAGGCCGAAGCUCGAUGGUUGUACGAUCAACUCAUUCCGCUGGGUCAUGUUCUUCUUGCCAUGACUGCUGCUACACCCAUGUGGAAAGGAUAUCUAGUUGAUACCGACAUCCGAUGGCAGAGGUUUGGAGACUUGGUUGAUGAUCGUCGACCUGAAGAAAUGGACUAUUUGCCACCCCGUUGGACGUGGAAUCGGACAUACCUGUCUCGCGACAAGCCUCCAAUGCUAAUAGGCAAAGCUCCUCUACAGCCUAUGGACAAGACAACCAAGAACCGUCUACUUGAAGGUGGCAUGGAUGAUGCACUUGCCGAACAUUUUGCAUCAAUCCUCACCCGCGACCCACUCCUACUGACUGGGGCAGAUCUGGACAAUCUCAAUGAGUCAAACACGAGAUUGUUUGAGCUUCUUCAUGGCUGCGUUUGGCAUCAUGUUCGCUUCAAGCCACCUCUCACUGAUAAUGGGCCCGGGUGGUGUGUUGAAUUCCGACCGAUGGAGGUGCAACUGACAGAUUUCGAGAACGCGGCGUUUGCGAUCUUCAUGUACUUGCUUUCUAGGGCAAUCACCACCUUCCAUUUGAACUUCUACCUGCCUUUUGAUAUGGUUGGAGAGUCUUGGGAAACGGCCCAGAAGCGCAAUGCUGCGAUAGAAGGGCGUUUCUGGUUCCGGCGAUCUGGGUGGUCGUCCAAAUUCGAUCCCAACGACCAAUCGGCGAAGUGUAUGUGCAAAGAUGCGGCUCAUGAUCCCCAUGCGGAGAAGGAAUAUGGGCUCAUGACUGUUGAUGAGAUCAUCAAUGGUCAGGAUAAUCCUGCAGGGUUUCCAGGGCUUUUGGCCAUGGUGUGGCAGUAUCUUGAUUAUACUCAGGUUUCCAGUGUUGAAAAAGCCAAGCUCGCUCCGUACUUAGAUCUUAUUGAGCGACGUGCGAAUGGGACCAACCCGACUCCGGCGUCGUGGAUGCGAGAUUUUGUUCGCCGGCAUGCAGAGUAUAACCGCGACAGCUGCGUUAGUGAGCGUGUUUGCUAUGAUAUGAUGGAGGAAAUAUCUGCGAUGAACAAUAUUUAG